AUGUCCAAGAAGACUCAAGGUCGCAAGAAAAUCGAGAUCAAGAAGCUAGAGAACUCUAGCAACAAACAAGUCACCUUCUCCAAACGCCGCUCCGGCCUAUUCAAAAAAGCUGGCGAGCUUAGCGUGCUCUGCGGCGCCCAUGUGGCCAUUAUAGUGUUCUCUGGAGCAGGGAAGGCGUUUUGCUAUGGACACCCGAACGUCAACGCCGUGCUCGAGAGCUAUCAACACGGUCUUACUUCAGUCGUCAGAGCUGAUCAUGACGAGGCUGCAGGCGAUUUGCUGGUGGUGGAGUGCAACAAAGAGUACAUGGAGGCGGAGAAGGAGUUUCAGGAUUUGAAGAGGAAAGCUACAGAGAUCAAACAAACGGCGAAUGAGAAGAAGAACAUGAUGAAGGCAAUGAAUAUCAGUGAAGGGUUUUGGUGGGAUGAGGCUGUGGAUAUGGUAAUGAUGGAUGAACGGGAUGGGGAGCAGUACCUCAAGGCGUUGGAGGAGGUGAGAGGAAAGGUGGCUGCUAGGGUUCAUGAGUUGAAGAUUUUGAAUGGGAUUAUGACUAAGACCGGGCCGUCAAUUCCUGAGGUUGAUCAUCGGCUUAAUCAUCAUAUGCCGUUCAUGACCGCCGAUACUUAUUUUGGUAAUGGUCAGGAUGUCCAAUUUGGUUCUGCUUAUCAUGAUUUAGGGGUCUAG
Molecule: messenger RNA, 684 nt
Organism: Fragaria vesca subsp. vesca
Lineage: Eukaryota; Viridiplantae; Streptophyta; Magnoliopsida; Rosales; Rosaceae
Product: agamous-like MADS-box protein AGL62-like
Exons: 1
Coding region: 1-684 (227 amino acids)
Biological process (GO): positive regulation of transcription by RNA polymerase II
Molecular function (GO): DNA-binding transcription factor activity, RNA polymerase II-specific; RNA polymerase II cis-regulatory region sequence-specific DNA binding; protein dimerization activity
Source: RefSeq, a predicted model, not a curated record